AUAUAUAUAUAUAUUUUAAUGCCCGGUUGUACCGAAGUCCAAGCUCAAUUAUGUGCGAGUUUAUUUCAGUCUUAUUUCAAGCUGGAAGUGAGCUGCUUGAAUUAAUUGGCAGUUGGGCAGUCGUAACCAGGAAUAAGUGGCCAGGAGAAUAGAAAGAGUAUUUUUUUUACGCAAAGCCAUUUGAAUUUGUGACAAAAGGAGGUCAUUUUUGUAAGUUAAGCCCCAAAACCCUAGGAAGCAUCCAGCUGCGGUAAAAUAAAACGGAAAGGCCGCCGCUCCCACUCUUCGCCAGGUCUCAGAUUGGAGGUCUUCCAAGAUGUCGAAGCGAGGGCGUGGAGGGUCGGCGGGGAACAAGUUCCGGAUGUCGCUGGGUCUGCCGGUGGCGGCGACAGUGAACUGCGCGGACAACACGGGGGCGAAGAACCUCUACAUUAUCUCGGUGAAGGGGAUCAAAGGGCGGCUCAACCGGCUUCCCUCGGCCUGCGUCGGGGAUAUGGUGAUGGCCACCGUCAAGAAAGGGAAGCCCGACCUCAGGAAGAAGGUCAUGCCUGCCGUCAUCGUACGGCAGCGCAAGCCAUGGCGCCGAAAGGACGGCGUCUAUAUGUACUUUGAAGAUAAUGCUGGAGUUAUCGUGAAUCCAAAGGGAGAAAUGAAAGGCUCUGCCAUUACCGGACCCAUUGGAAAAGAAUGUGCUGAUCUGUGGCCAAGGAUUGCCAGUGCCGCCAAUGCUAUCGUGUAAUGGCUAGGUGUGCUCAAAAUCAACAGCAGGGAUUUUGAUCUGGAACUUUUUUGUUUCGGUGUCACAGACCAACUUGUUAGUUUGUGUUUUGGAAGAGUUGUUUUUUGCUUUUGAGCACAUUCUGCUGUUGAUCAAGAUCAAAAUUAUUAUUUCAUGGUACGGAUCUCUGAUACAAUAAUCUUGCUGAUGUUAUCUGUGCUAGUAGUGUUGUAAGCUAUAUUCUGAUUCGGGAACAACCUGUGGUGGUAAUUGGCUACCACCUAUUGUGCUAUUCUUUGGAACUGGAGUUAGACUGCAUUGGUGUUAUUUA
This is a messenger RNA of Elaeis guineensis (African oil palm), 1049 nucleotides long. Its product is annotated as large ribosomal subunit protein uL14. Gene Ontology annotation, molecular function: large ribosomal subunit rRNA binding; structural constituent of ribosome. Gene Ontology annotation, cellular component: cytosolic large ribosomal subunit; ribosome. NCBI's taxonomy places the organism in Eukaryota, Viridiplantae, Streptophyta, Magnoliopsida, Arecales, Arecaceae. The record is from RefSeq and is a predicted model, not a curated record. Gene Ontology annotation, biological process: translation.